Molecule: messenger RNA, 7444 nt
Organism: Falco peregrinus (peregrine falcon)
Lineage: Eukaryota; Metazoa; Chordata; Aves; Falconiformes; Falconidae
Gene: CTDSPL
Product: CTD small phosphatase like
Exons: 9
Coding region: 195-1076 (293 amino acids)
Molecular function (GO): RNA polymerase II CTD heptapeptide repeat phosphatase activity
Source: RefSeq, a predicted model, not a curated record
CCCCCUCCCCCCCCCCCCCAGCUUGGCAUCGCUCCUGGAAGAGUUGGGUUUUUUUGUUGUUGUUUUCUUUUUUAAAUACAAAUCUGCGUGUUGAUUUUUAAACAACAAACAAAUCCCACCACCACACACCCCCUCCCCGCACACAAGCCUGCCUCUGGGAGGGAAAUAGCCAGGUGGAAUCUCACUCUGUUUCCAUGGACAACCCGUCCAUUAUCACCCAGGUGACUAACCCCAAAGAGGAGGAGAUCCUGUCCUGCACUCAGGAUAAAGUGUCCCAAUGUAAUAUCAGCUUGAAGAAGCAGAGGAGUCGAAGUAUCUUUAGCACCUUAUUCUGCUGCUUUCGUGACUACAAUGUCGAACCACCAUCUACCAAUAGCACCAGUGCUCUUCCUCCUUUGGUGGAGGAGAAUGGAGGACUUCAGAAGGGUGACCAGAUGCAGGUCAUGCCUAUACCAAGUGGAAUAUACUAUUUCCACGGGACUGAAGCAGUGCAGCAGUCGUUUCACUACAAGCCACCAGCUAAAUACCUCCUGCCAGAACUGACAGCAUCAGACUAUGGGAAGAAGUGUGUGGUCAUUGAUUUAGAUGAAACUUUAGUGCACAGUUCAUUUAAGCCAAUUAGCAAUGCUGAUUUCAUCGUUCCUGUUGAAAUUGAUGGAACAAUACAUCAGGUUUAUGUAUUGAAACGACCACAUGUGGAUGAGUUUCUUCAGAGGAUGGGAGAGCUCUUUGAAUGUGUACUCUUCACAGCCAGUCUAGCCAAGUAUGCAGACCCAGUAGCUGACUUACUGGAUCGCUGGGGUGUGUUCAGGGCAAGGCUCUUUAGAGAAUCCUGUGUUUUCCAUCGAGGAAAUUACGUGAAGGAUCUGAGUCGACUGGGACGUGAGCUGAGUAAAGUUAUUAUAGUAGAUAAUUCUCCUGCAUCUUACAUCUUCCACCCUGAAAAUGCAGUGCCUGUGCAGUCCUGGUUUGAUGACAUGACAGACACAGAGCUGCUAGAUCUUAUUCCUUUCUUUGAAGGACUAAGCAAAGAGGAAGAAGUUUACAGUAUGCUUCAUAAACUCUGCAACAGGUAGCCCUUAACUUUGACUGACUUCUGCUACUAGAUUGCAGUUGCUAGAGGCUGUCUCCAUCUUUUUCAGCUCUUUCAAAUGUAAGCUUUGGGGAAGUCGCCCCUGUCAGAAGUGCUACUCUUGAUCUUCCUGUUACAUUGGACACGAAGGACAAUCAUGAGUGAUGCUAUUAAGCCUUGAGAAGCCUGACUCCUAAGGUCAUGUGUUCAGACUACUUUUUUAAAGGAAAACAAAAAACAAAAAAAAAGAAGCUAUUUUAAAUGGGACUCUUUUAAUGAAUUUCAUAAAUGGACAUCUUUUACUGGAUCAGCUUUUCUUAAAACAUGCCAAAAAAAGAAGCUUGUAUUUCAGCAGUUGAAUUUCUCUCCCUUUCUUCCCCUCCCACUAUGCAGACAAUUUUACCCCCUGCUUAGAGCAGUUGACCUGACUCUGAAUUUUUUCUUACAGAAUGAAGUGCCUUUUUGAAUGUUAUUUUAAGAUAAAAAUUCAUUUUUGUAUAAGACGUAUUUCCAGACAUCUUUUAGUCUUGUAUUGUCUAAAUGCUUUAAAAGGAAAAAGGAAAAAUUUUAUAGAGCACUGUAAUAUAUAACAAAGGAAAAAGUUGAAACAAAGAUGCUGGGUUCCUGUCUCCACAAUGACAUUAAGUUGUAUUACAUUUUGUCAUGCUCAGAAGGUUGAAGCGUUUGUGGGAGGGGUGAUUUGGGUUAAUUACAUGGUUGUUUCACUGAUAUGAUUUUGGGCACAGUUUUGAACGUAUCUGCAGUUGUUUGAGUAUUAGGGAAUGAUGGAAUUGAGAAAAUAAGGUGGCUAAUAGAUCUAAAGCACCUUUUAGUCUAGACAGAUGAAGUUCUAUUGUCUCUGCUUACGCACAACUGCCAUGCCUCUCGUUUUUUGGAAAACCAUUAUCUUGGGAGAAUGGGGAGGAGAUCUAUUUAUUAGUUUAAGAUUCUUUUCUUAAAAAAAACCCCAUCUGGGUAAGCUGGAUCUGUAUUGAGCUGUUUGGAGUACUUUUUUCUUUUAAUUGCUGCUACUGUAUACUCACCAAAUGGAGUUGACCAUCGGCUGUUAUACUGUUUUUGCCACUGUGCCUGUGCUAUGAAACAUUUUCUGUAAGCUGCAAACUUGGGCAAUAAAUAAAAUGCAGGCUUCAUAACCCACCCCUAUGUAUUAAUCCUAUGGUAUCUGAUAUACCAGAGAACUCAUUUAAAGGUGACCUGUAAAGGUUAUUUAAAAAAAAAAAAAUUCAAUUGGGAUGAAGCCCUCUCCUUUCUUUGUUAUAUAAAAAUGCACAAAGUAUUUUUCCCACAUCUCUGGUUUGUAUUUCUUUUUCCCCAGCGUGUAAGGUACAGAUGGGGAGCUUUAUUGAGUCUCACUAGAAGGGCAGAUGUUACUAGCCUAGCCUAAAAUUGGUCCUCUGGCUUUGGAGCUGAGUCAUUCUCAUCUCUAAAUCUGAGAACCUGCUUAGCAUCUUCUGUAGUGUCAUAGGUACCCUUUCAAAAGGAUUAACGUUUAAAUAGAUUAAGCCUUUGAAGAACAAGGCACACCUCUUUUUUUUUUUUUUUUUUUUUUCCCUUUCCAGUGUCACCUUUUAAUUACCUGCACCAGAAAUCUACAAACAGAAAAAUUACAGCUAUGUUAGCUGUCAUCAGAGAAGACUAAAUAGACUAGUUGGUGCUUCUAAUUAGCCUAGCACUAAAUUCUGAAUGGUAGAUCCCCUUGGCCUUUUUCAUUUUUUUUCUCAAAAAGUCUUGAUGACUUGGAAAAAAAUUUUGGAAUGGACUUGGAUCGUCAUCCUUGUCUAAAACAUUGGUGAAGCAGCUUAACAAAUUCCUUCAUAGAAGGGCAGGCCAGCCUACGCAGGCAGUGAGUAGGUUGUCAUAGGUGCAGUAUAAAACUGAAAGAUGACUUGUCCCCUCGCAGUGCAGCUGUGCGCCAGCUGCUGACUGUGCCGGGUAGCGAGGGAUGUUGGAGGCAGUCCCGUGACACUCGUGAGUCUGUACGGCAUCACCGUUUUGUUUUCUUACCAGUUGGCAUUACCUUAGUACUGUAUAAUUCUGUGCCACAACAAAAGACAAAAACUGUCAAAUUAAAAAAAAUAAAAAUUCAAAAAAACCUGUGUUGGUAAAAAAAAAAAAAAAAAGACGUAUGGAUUCUGGUUAGUCCAUUAACGUUUACUUUCAGUUUAAGAUUGUUUAAUUUUGUAUUUGACUUCAGAGUAAUGAAACUGUAAGCUGCCAAAAAGUUGUUCUCUGAGCAGUAUUUUCAACUGUGUUUGUAGCUUCUGGGCUUCAGAUGCAGUUUGCAGGGAAGUAUUCAGGUUGUAGUUAGUUGUGCAGGUAUGAUAGAAAUGGCUGAAAAAAUUCAAAGACUUUUUCGCUAGCAUUAGACCAAACAAUCUUCUAAUUAGACAAUAAAUGACCCCACCGAGACAUUACCAUUUGAUGGUUGUGACCUGUUGUACGAGAUGAACCAUGUCAUUAGUUCGCAUUUAUAAAAGCAGCGAUUUCAUGAACCAGUUGCCUUAAGUCUGUGAAUGAAUGUUGAUUAUUAAAGUGUCUUGUAUUGUUUUAAAAUCCACAUAUAAUGGACAACUGAACUUCUGCACCAGCUUCUGGAAGAACGGUUCUGAUGAUGUUCUGUGCAACCAUUCUUGUUCUGUAGUGUUUAUUUUGGCUCUUGAAAUCCACGAGUUUAAAAAUAAACAACCAACUUUAUUUUAACAUAGUACAGCGUUAAAAUGGUACUUGGUGACAAUACAAAGGCAAAACACAACAGUUUUGAUCUCUGCUAGUAUCUUAAGAGUGUUUUCUAUAACUUUUGAUGGAAAAGUUAUUUAUUUAUUUUUUAAACUCACUCCCAUUGAAAUAAAACUUGGAGUGCUCUGCAGUCAGGUUUGGACUUGCCUGGGUACUCAAAUUUGGCCAAAGGGAUCAAACUGUCGUACUUGUUUAUUUUGAUGCGCUAUCAUCGUACUUGAAAUUUCAAGUGUUAAGUUUGCGUGAAUAUACAUACGCUAUAUAUUUAGAGUUUCUAGAUUUUAACAAAGCAAUAUAGUUCUGUCCAUAAAGUCAGAUAAUGAGUGGAAUGUUUGUAAAAUUUGUAAUACGGGUAUUUGAUUGUAUUUUAAAUACAAGAUUUUAAAAAUCAAAAUAGGAAAAAAAUACUACUUUCGUACAUCUCUUGCAUAUUUUGAAGUGCAGUUAAUGCAUGCAGGUCACCAGGGCGGUUGUUAAACCCUGGUUUUCAGUUCUGUUUCUGGAUAUUACAGAAGCAUUAAAUAGUCUUUUCCAGUUGGUCAUUCUGUUCAGCUAAAGAAAUGCUGCCUGGCCUGAAGUUCUGUUGUCCUUUUUAUGUCGGGCUAAAAAAGGUUCUUUGCCUGUAUAGGUAUUUUUAAAUUAAGCUGUAAGGCAGAAUGCCUUAGAUUCUUGAAAUUCAACUGAAGUGUUACGAUUAAAUUGCCGUUUGUAAACUAGGGCUGUGCGCAGAAUACUUGUUAACCACCAGGAAGCGUGGCAGGUUGUGAAUGGAAGGUCGUAGCAAAUGUACAAUAUUGCUGUGUUCAUUUAGGUAGCUUUGGAAGAAUAAUCUGUCUAUUUGUUUUGCCCUUUAAUCUUUUUUAAACAGCAAAGUUGUACCUGGAAGAAACUCAGCACCUGAAGAGAUUUGGUUAUCAGUGUAUGCAAUCACUUUAUCACAGCAUGAUUUGAUUAGACUGGUUGGGGACAAUAAAGUAUCUAAAUGACACUGGUGUGUACUGAUGUUGCAGCUCUUGAAAUUUCAGUGUAAAAAAAAAAUCUGUAGCUCUCUAAUUUACAAACACAUAAUCCUAUGUUUUACAGAUUCUUUUUAAACUAAUAAAACACAGUACCGCACAGCCCUAUUUGUAAAACAAAAACAAGUUUGUGCCUCUGAUUUCCAAGGUGCUGUGAUGUUAUGCCUUUGUGGGGCGGGGAGGGCAGGUGAGACUUGCGUGGGGCAAUUGCUUAAAAAUCUCUGGGCUAACUAUGCAAAACCAGCUGUCACUUUUCUGUUUCACAUUAUAUUGUAAAAAUCCAGCUGACUCUCUUUCUUUCUUGUUAAAGAUCUAUUGGGAGCUUCUUAACAGAGGAGUAAGCAAUGGAAAUGUUUCUUUUUUCUUUUUUUUUUUUUUUCCUAAUAAUGGAGCUGUUUACACUUUAAUGCAAUGAACAAUCCAGCGAUACUUGAGAAACACUACAGAUACCAUAUGAGUGUUUUCAGGAGAGAGAAGUGUUGUCAAUCAGGUAUUGAAUGGUUUCUUUACUGUCACAAAUAAAAAAAAUUUAACAAUAUAGUUACUUGUGCAUGUAAUACUUCUCUGGGAAAAAUAACUUCUGCACUUCUUCAGUAAUAGUCGCUGCCCUAGUUUGACAGGGACUUUAUUCCUGCUAUUGCAUAUCCGUGUUAGCUAGUAAAAUCACCCAUCUCUGUUCCACUCUCCUCCUCCUCUCCUCUUUUUAAGUCAUGUAUAGGACUCCUCAUUGACUGCCCUGGCACCUGCUUGUGCAAACAGAGCUGAUGAACUACUGAUGAACUCUGCUAAAUAAAUUGGUGGUGACUCUUGCAGAUGUUCCAGCUAUUUAGAUCUCUUGGAUGAGAUCAUACAAUAAUUUGUUCAAGUCUCAAAGCUGUGUGACUUCUUUUGAAGGGCUUACUUCAGCUACUUGAAUAGCUGUUCUUAAAAUCACUGCCGUGUCCAAAUGAAUAUCUGAAUAAAACACUUUAUUUGGUUGGAAACUCUAUUUUGGGACUUUUUAUCUGACACAGUAAGACUUGGGCAGAGCCGUCCUUUCUAGGAAAAGGCACAUACUAUUAAUGCUUUAUGAGCAGAAAACCUCAGGCCUGUUAGAAUAAGCAGCUGGCUCAAGAUAACACAUUAGUUGCAAUUAAAAAUAUUUUUUUAGUUAUUCCUGUAAUCAGUUGGAAUUACCUGGACUGCCUGUACUUUGUACUGGUGGGUUGGGGGUUUUGAUCUAUUUUAAUUUUUAGGUUGGUUUUUUUGUUUUGUUUUAGUUUUACGAGUCUCCCUAGCUGCUACUUAGCAUAAAGAUGCCUUUCUUUCACUCGGUAAAACAAGUAUUUCGAAACUCAUAAAACAGCUCUUUUAUAGUGGUGAGAAAGGUACUGUUUUUCUAUCCUGACUGAUUGAAACUGUCUGCAAAACUGAAUACAUGAUAGUCUAUAUACAUAUAUGCCUUCCAAUAUUUUUUUCCCCUUUUUUAUUGUGUUCUGACUCAGAAGGAAAGCCAACCGCUCUGAAAUUCCCUGCAAGGUGGGAUAGGGCUCUUCCAGGUGGGCUGCAGCUCCAGGGGACCCUGCAGUCUGCAGCAGUUUUCCUGGCAAGCGACCUUCGCCUUCCAGAUUUCCCACCAACCCAGCUAUGCUGGCAGGAGACCAGGUGAAGUUCUCCUGGACUCCUCUGUUGGUUCUGCUGCCGCUACUGGAAAAUAAAUUAUCUUUGGGUAUAAAAUAUAUUGGUUUGGACAGAUUGGCAAACUCUAAACUUGAAAAGCAUCCAGGUGUGUUUUGUUUCAAGCCUUCUCAAGUGCUGUUGGGAAGGGCACAGCGCUGAGGAGCAGGCUGUCCUCUAAUUGCCUAAUGCCGCCGUUAAUCAGCAUUUCUGAAGCACAGGACAUACACAAACAUCUUAGUCUUAAUGAGAGAUCGAUUCGACUCCGUGAAGUAGGUCCGCAUCUGCAAUUACACACCUUCCCAAAGAGCAAUUUAACAAGGGUAGAGUUGGUCAUCGCUGAAAGCAGCAGCAACCUGGAUUUUGGAGGUGCUGGCUGUGUCUGUGUCGCUGUGCCCCCGGACCCUGGUGGAGCCCGUGCUGCAAUCGUACCUCCCACCGCUCCUCUGUGCAACUGGCAUCAUUACAUUUUGCAACCGCCUUUUAAUUUUCGGGAUGUAAACACGUUUGAUCGGGAUGUAAAUUGCAGGAAAAUGCUGGACAAAGAAACGCAGCUGGCACCCCUCAGCCUUGGCCACCGCCCCGGGCUGGACUGCAGCUAGGACAAGGCUGUUGCUACCUGAAGGUGAACAGAGGAGUCACCGUUAAGCCAGAAACAUGUCACCCCCUCUGAGAGCCACUGUUCUUCCAGAGAAUGAGGGUUGAUCGUUUUGUUCAUACAAACGCCAUGUACACCACCCGUGAAUUCCCAGCAUUUCAAUAAAUGUUGCACUCAAAGAGUCUGAGGGUUGUUGGAGGAGUUACUGGCUUGAAAAUGGGUUCUUUGUCAGAUUUUAAUGAGCUUUUGUGGUGAAAACCAAAUUUCUUUACAGUGUAACUUUGUGAUGAUUUUUUUCAUGCUUUGAUUCAGUUUGACAAUAAACUAUCUGUGUUAUUUUUUUCA